Emericellopsis atlantica is the source of this 2178-nucleotide messenger RNA. RefSeq lists its product as uncharacterized. Bases 182 to 1894 code for a protein of 570 amino acids. The transcript has 2 exons. NCBI's taxonomy places the organism in Eukaryota, Fungi, Ascomycota, Sordariomycetes, Hypocreales, Bionectriaceae. The record is from RefSeq and is a predicted model, not a curated record.
UUGUGGGUGGCUGGGCCUGAGACAGCGGUUGUGAGUGGCCAAUGGUAGGCCCGGGGUCACGACCUCGUCCCCCGCUUUCCAGUCGCCGCGUGCUGCGCGCAUCGCCCUUCACGACCUGCACGCUUCCGGCCCAUAAAGCGACAGUCCCUGCGCCUUCCCGUCGCGCAUCUUAAUUGCAAGUAUGGUCAUGAUCCAUAACUAUGCUCGCGCGCCGCCACCUGAUCCUGCCUCCCGAAAGCGUCGAAACCACCCUUGUUCCAGCCCGCCGACGGACGACGCUGCCCAACGAUCGCCGAAGAAGCGGAAGCUUUGCCAUCCUACCUCUCCUCCGCCACAGUUUUGGGACGGCUUAUCGACGAUACCCCUCACUCCGAACGCUCUGCAAGAACUGAACCGAAGGAACACGCAGCUCGGACAAAGAAACGUCGCUCAUCUUUCGCCAACCAGACGGAGUCGCCGACUGCGCGCUCGACGGGCUGUCGCGGAAGAACACGAUUGCCUCCAGCCGCCCGAACAAUUCUUGAAACGGUGCUCGCCACGGUGCUUGAAACGUGUGAAGAAGGUUUCCACUCACGGCGGCCCAGAUCUGAGUGGUUUGAGAGGGUACCGGACCUCACACAUUGCCAACCACGAAAUGAGAUCGUCUACCCUGUCAAGUCUUGGGCGUCGUAAGCGGGGCUCGCAGUCACCAGAGAAGAGCAGUGCAACUCCAAAUACGACGACUACGCGAAGCACGGUGGCAUAUGAUCGGGCUUUCCAGCAACAUCUGAUCGAUCAUGGCACAUACCCUGAUAGAUACAAGUACCCUGACGGCAGGGUCCCCACACGGCUCGAUAAUCUAGACGAAAUCAGACUUGUUUUGCGCCAGCCUCGACCCUCACUUUCUCCGUCCCAGUUUCCAGACGAUAGAUUUGAGGAAUUUCAGCUGGCAGAUGCGGAGGCAUCUAAGGAAAGCCAAGUUAUCGCAGAUGUCAUACCAUUUAUUGAGGGAGACACUGGAGACAGGAAGUGCAUCGCCCGUCAAGUCCGAUGCACCAACUUUGACCAUUUGACGGAUGGCACACUCGUUGCAGCAAGUCCAGAUAUAUACUACGGCGCACGCCCUGAACAACUACAGCGGAGGAUACGAGAGACCCUAUCCGGUCACGUGGUUCCAUCCACGCAAGGAGAUCUACCAGUAGCCCCGAACUUCUUCGUUGAAGUGAAAGGGCCAGACGGAUCAGCAGCCGUGGCGAAGCGGCAGAUCACCUACGAUAUGGCUCUAGGCGAGAGAGGCCAAGCUGCUCUUGAUGCUUACCUGCGGUCUGAGCCCAGCUACAACAACGAAGCACACACCCUUGGUUGCACCUAUCUGGAUGGACAGCUCAAGCUAUAUGCUACCCAUGCGAUACAGCCAUGCAAGCCAGGAGCGCAACCAGAAUACGUCUUGACGCAGAUUAAAGCUGCGGCUUUGACUGAUGACGCAGAUGGGUUUCGAAAAGGCGCUACUGCAUAUCGAAAUGCCAGAGACUGGGCCAAGCGACAGAGGGAUCAAGCCAUAUCACGAGCCAACGAGAGGACAAAUGGUCAGAGCCAUGCCAACAUACAUCGGGAAGAUGGCUUAGGACUCGACUUUUUGAGCGAAGCAUCUGCUGCUGAGACAGUGGGACUGACCAGCCACGCAACGAUCACGACCCACGGAUCCAACGCGUCAUCCUUCUGUGAUACUGAAUCCUCUGCAGACGAGCUGUCUUUUGAUCACGAACCGUUAGAUAAACGGAGCAAGGGCCCUGGGGGUGGGCUGCCCACGAGAGCCCUCCGCUUGCGGCAAGAAUCACAAGAUGGGCGUAAACGGACACGUUCUGCUUCUAACAAGCGAGUUGACAGUAGAUCCUUCACAGAUGGGAUCGAAUAGCCUGCUAUGAAUAACAUCACCUGACACUCAUCAUUCAAGCUGUGGAAUGUAUCGCACGUGCAGCAAGACUACUCGCCCGAAACACUUGGCGGAAUAGCAGGGAGGCUUUUGAUGAUCCCACCGCAGCUACCUGGUCCAUUCUCCAGAGACGGGCGCAAGUCGCCAGUAAGGGCGGGCCAAUUAUCACCUCCGCCAUGUGCCGGUAAGCGACAGUCCGUCGAUGUGGGCAUCAUCUCCUGGCCAUGUUGCGUGACCUUGGCCGGAUUACCCCCGUCUCUCAUCAC